Molecule: messenger RNA, 1312 nt
Organism: Brassica rapa (field mustard)
Lineage: Eukaryota; Viridiplantae; Streptophyta; Magnoliopsida; Brassicales; Brassicaceae
Product: ribulose-5-phosphate-3-epimerase, chloroplastic
Biological process (GO): pentose-phosphate shunt; carbohydrate metabolic process
Molecular function (GO): D-ribulose-phosphate 3-epimerase activity
Source: RefSeq, a predicted model, not a curated record
AGCAAUGGAGAGCCAAGCAUUGGAGAUAAGCUACUCACAUCUCCCACAAGCCCUACGUCACACGUGGCGUCUCCUCGGAUCUUCAGACCUCCUCUGUCCGAACAAAAGUCGAGAUUUUUUAUUGUUUUUUUUUUCCUCUUGUUUGAGAGUCAAGAGAGACCAAGGAAGAAGAAGAGGCUCGGAGAUAUCGAAGGUUUGACUUCUUUCUCUCACAACCCACCAAAUCAAUAGUGAGAGAUUAGCUAUUCGAGUGGACAUGUCGAGCUUAGCUGCUUCGUUGGUCACUGGGGUUGGCCUGAGACCGGAAAGGCCGAUUCUUUAUCAGCCCACUUCGUUUCCUUCCUCGAGAAGGAACACUCAUGGUGUUGUUAAGGCCUCAGCUCGGGUCGAUAAGUUCUCCAAAAGCGAUAUCAUUGUCUCUCCAUCAAUCCUAUCUGCAAACUUCUCCAAAUUGGGCGAGCAGGUGAAAGCUGUUGAGUUAGCAGGUUGUGAUUGGAUUCACGUUGAUGUGAUGGACGGUCGUUUUGUUCCCAACAUUACAAUCGGACCGCUUGUGGUUGACGCUCUGCGCCCUGUGACAGAUCUUCCACUGGAUGUUCAUCUUAUGAUAGUGGAGCCUGAGCAGAGAGUGCCGGAUUUCAUCAAAGCAGGUGCGGAUAUAGUUAGUGUACAUUGUGAGCAGUCCUCUACCAUCCAUUUGCACCGUACAGUCAAUCAAAUUAAAAGCUUGGGAGCUAAAGCUGGAGUUGUGCUUAAUCCUGGCACUCCGUUGAGUGCAAUUGAAUGUGUAUUAGACUCGGUUGAUCUGGUCUUGAUAAUGUCUGUGAACCCUGGGUUUGGUGGGCAGAGCUUUAUCGAAAGCCAAGUGAAGAAAAUCGCAGACUUGAGAAGAAUGUGUGUGGAGCUGGGAGUAAACCCAUGGAUUGAAGUCGACGGUGGAGUCACUCCCAAAAAUGCUUACAAGGUUAUUGAGGCUGGAGCAAAUGCUUUAGUGGCUGGAUCAGCUGUCUUUGGAGCCAAAGACUACGCGGAAGCUAUAAAAGGAAUCAAAACUAGCAAGAGACCAGAAACAGUGGCUGUGUGAGAACAUAAAAGAUUCUUGCAGAGAAGCUUGGAACAAACCUCGGAACAAGGUUUACUUGCAGCUUACAAAGACAUGUAAAAGAGGCAAGGAAUGUGUACAAAGCACUCUUUGUAAAACACAAUUUCAAAAGACAAAACCCUUAAAAAGUAAAUUUUAUUUUCACUUUGCGUAACGAAGUGGUCAAAGUAAACCUCAGCUUCAUAUAAUCUCAUCUCCCAUUGAUGAUCC